UAGAUUUUAGAAACUGUGAACUGUAGGAUUCAAAAGUUGUCUAACUGAACACGUUUGUUGCAUAAAAUAGAAGCAGUAUGAGGCUGGUGGUAAUUGUAACAAUUUCGUUGGCAGUCAGCGCCUACGCCGCAAUUCAGGCCGACCCAGAGUGUGUAGGAAUCCGUAACGGAAGCUCUUUCAGGCAUCCAAAAGACUGUUCCAGAUAUUACUCCUGUCUUAAUGGAAAGUUUGAGGUCCAUCAGUGCCCACGCGGGCUGUACUGGGAACAUAUAAGGCGAAUUUGUUUGCCUAUGGAUCUGAUUGAUUGCACGAAAGGAAUCAUCAUAGCAACUACGGUGGCAAAACCCGUUUGGACAACACCACCAACAAUCCAAACUACGCCCACAGUUCCAAUAGACGUCAAUCCUAAUGAGCCUGUUAGCGAGUACAAAUGUCCAGAAACCGGUGUUUCAAGCAUUCCCCAUAAGUACAGCUGUACCAAGUAUGUGAUGUGUUUCGAUGGUAUUCCUGUGGUUCAAAAUUGCGCGCCUGGGCUUCACUACGACUCGCAAUCGCAACAGUGUACUUUCCCUAUUCACGCAGAAUGCGUUCUAGAAUCUGGAAUUUGUCCACAAACCAACGAUCCCAAUAAGAUAAUAUUCAUUGCUGACAAAUUAGACUGUGCAAAGUACUAUUACUGCUACAAUGGAGAACCACACGAAAACAGUUGCGCAACAGGACUUCACUGGGAUCCGGACAACAAUUGGUGCACUCCAAUUGAAUUGUCGCACUGCAAAAACUACACUCCGUACAAGGAAAUUGAUGAGCCAUUCCUUACCCCGAAGACGGUCUCCUGCCAGGAUAAUUCCGCUCACUGGGUUGAACAUCCGAGAAGUUGCCGCCACUAUUACCUGUGCUACAAGGGCAAGGCUAUUCUGAAGCGAUGCGACGAUGGACUCUUCUGGGACUUUAAGGAGGGCUCGUGCAAUUACAGUGCGAACGGUGUUUGCAAUAAGUAAACGCAGUUUUAGGGAUAGAAGUAUUGUCCUACAUACUGGAAUAAAAACACUUGUUUCGAAAUACUUGUUUUGAAUAAACAUUCUUUUUGAGCGAAGCGAAU
This is a messenger RNA of Wyeomyia smithii (pitcher-plant mosquito), 1099 nucleotides long. Its product is annotated as protein obstructor-E-like. Bases 78 to 998 code for a protein of 306 amino acids. Gene Ontology annotation, molecular function: chitin binding. The transcript is spliced from 2 exons. NCBI's taxonomy places the organism in Eukaryota, Metazoa, Arthropoda, Insecta, Diptera, Culicidae. Gene Ontology annotation, cellular component: extracellular region. The record is from RefSeq and is a predicted model, not a curated record.